Molecule: messenger RNA, 2709 nt
Organism: Adineta ricciae
Lineage: Eukaryota; Metazoa; Rotifera; Eurotatoria; Adinetida; Adinetidae
Source: the annotation of a GenBank genome assembly
AUGAUGCUGUUUCCAAACACAGGCUUUCAACGUAAGGAAGGCGAUUGGCGUUUGAAUCUGCAUGGCUGGCGUUUCAAAUCAUCUCGACGAAACAAAUUGUUAGGUGAAUCCUCAUCCUCAGUUGCUGAACGUAUCGCCCGUUUGUUGGCCAGUUCGGAGCAGAUCGUCUAUUUCAACGAUACAUUUCAACGUGAUCGACUGAAACCUUUUAUGGUGGAAGACAAAAGUAAAGAAGAAAUUUUCAUUCUCAUUGGAAAAAAACAUAAUUAUACGACGCAGACGGAUACCGAAGGUCAAUUUCGUACGUCGUUUAUCAUCCCGAACGAAGAUGUGCAAGAAAUCAAACAAACUUUAAAAAAUGAUCAGGUUAUUACGUAUCAAGCCGUGGGAGAUAAUGGAGAUCAGUGGGAAGGAAAAGUUCAUUUAUUGGAACGACGAGGAUUAUCGAUUGUAUCGGAUAUUGAUGAUACAAUCAAAAUCAGUGAAGUCGUGGAUAAGAUUCGGCUAGUAGCUAAUACAUUUAUUCAUGGUUUUCGUGUUGUGCCAGGAAUGCCGGAAGUAUAUCAAGGAUGGAAACAGAAAUACAAUUGUUCGUUUCAUUACCUUAGUGCUAUGCCUGAUCAAUUAUAUGCUGUAACGAAAGAUUUUAUUGAUGAUCAUCAGUUUCCCGAUGGGACAUUUCAUAUGCGACACUUCCGCUGGUCAUCUGUAUCGAUCUAUAAUUUUGUUCAUUCAGUUGAUACAAAAAUGCAUAAAAUCAAUCAUCUACGAUACUUUAUAUUCAAUUCUCUACGUUUGUUAGUUUUAAUCGGUGAUUCGGGUGAACGUGAUCCAGAAAUAUACGGCUUUGUGGCAAGAAAGUAUCCGAAACGGGUGCAUCAAAUAUUCAUUCGAGCGGUCAAGGGUGAAAAAGGCGACGAAGAACGAUUCUUGAAAGCAUUUGAAGGUGUCCCGAGAGAAAAAUGGAUGGUCUUCACCGAUCCAAUCAAUGAACUACCAAAAGAUCUGAACAUAACCCUUUCACCCUCUUAUUUCAUCAGUUUGGUGAAUGUUUCUAUACAUUCCGGACGUAGAAUGAUGAAUUUUGAAGAAUUUCGUCGAACGGGUGAAUUCUCCGAUAUCACUGUUAUUGUUGACAAAACUGAAUUUAAACUCCAUACGUUUCCACUGUUUACGAAAAGCGAUUAUUUCAAGAAAGCUUUCGCGUCGUCAUCGCCACCCUAUGUUAUUCAGCUUGAUCAACAAUUUCCAGGUGGUGCAAAUGUUUUCAAUCAAUUAGCGGAUUACUUUUAUUCGAUUCCGAUUACGAUUGAUCAUACAAAUAUCGUUCCACUACGAGCUGCUGCGUGUUUUAUCGAAUGCGAAGCAUUGAGCUCGCUGUCCGAUAAACGCCUAGAUGAAAUCUUGAUUCUUGCGCAAGUUAAAUACGAUUUGUCCGUUCCAUUAGCAUUACUCGAGCAAUGCAAAGGCGAAUAUCAACACUGGGCGACAAAAGCGAAUAUUGUCGAGAAAUGUCUUCGUUGUAUCAUGGAAUUAUUCGUACGCGGGGCGAGUUUGCAACUAAACAAGUCCGACCAAGAAAGUCUCGUUCGUUUACCAUUGGAAUGGCUCAUUCAGUGGAUUAAAUUAUAUCCAAAAGAAAGUAAACAUUCGAUUCUUCCGUUUGUUAAACAUUACGUUACUACACGUGCUUUACACGAAGAAGAAAAUCAAACGAAGAAUGAUGGUAACGAUGAGAAACGGGCUAUAAUCGAUGAAAUCGUGAAAACGUUAGGUGAGACUAUCGAAGAUUAUCCAUUAGGAUGGCUCAAUUCAGUAUAUGAAAAGGCUGUAGAACUCAAAUGUGAAUGCGAACCGAUUUUAUCAGCGCAUAUCACUCAAGCCAUUCUUAAAUCAACAAAACUUCACGACGGAAUCGAAACUAUUCCUGACGACGUGAUGAGCAGAUUAGUUGAACGCGUUAAUAAACACAAAGAAGAUCAUGUGAAGGACCCGCAACUUCUUGCCAAAUUAUCAACACUUCUCGAUUCGUAUGUAGCUCACCUUCGUCAACGUGGUACACUUACCAGUGAACAGUUUGUUAAAGUAGCAUCAUGCAUACCCAAGGAACAACGAAAUUCACAUGAUAGUUUGUUGCUUGCAUUGGAUGAAAUACUUAAGAAUGAGAAAUCGACACAAUUGAGUUCUCACGAACGAGAAGAACUACUUAGUCAAGUAGAUUUUUCUCGUGUUAAUGAAGAAACCAUUGCUGCAUGCAAAAGUAACCAGCUUAUUCCUCAACAAUUAAUUACCGACGCCGCAUUGGCUCUAUGCACUAAAUUACGAAAACAAUUGGAUGAUACACAAACUCGUCUUCAACUAGUUGAACUUCAGAUGGGUAAAACACGACCAGCGUCAACAACACCAAUAUGUCCAAAACAUCGUUCGUCGAAUUUAAACUCUUCAUUUCGUCUUCCACCACGUUCACGUAGCACAUUAUCAAAUACGUACGAAAUUCCUCGACAAAGGCGAUGCUGGGGUCGAUUUGAACGAUAUCGUGAAUGUGCAUCAACAUGUCCCGAUACGUGCCAAGAUGUCUUUUGGCCAAAUGUGCCGAAACUAUGCCCUAUGAUGUGUAGAAUCGGAUGUGAAUGUAUUCCUCCGUUUGUGCGUUUGAAUCAACAUGCGAACAGUCCUUGUGUUCAUCCUCGUCAUUGUCGAUUCGUGUAA